Messenger RNA from Racocetra persica, 667 nucleotides. NCBI's taxonomy places the organism in Eukaryota, Fungi, Glomeromycota, Glomeromycetes, Diversisporales, Gigasporaceae. The record is from the annotation of a GenBank genome assembly.
AAAUGGAUUGAAGAAUUUAACGAAGAAAUAAAAAAGUCAAAUCGUCAUGUUUUGCUAAUUAUAGAUGGUGCUUCUACUCAUAUUACUGAUGCAGUUAAUCUAACAAAUGUAAAGGUACUUAAACUACCUUCAUAUACAAUGUCAAAGUUACAGCCAAUGGACGCUAGGAUUAUUGCAUAUUUCAAGCUUCAUUACUGCCGUAUGCAACUUCAACAUGCGAUUGAUCUUGAUGAAGCUAAAGAAGAUGAUAUAUAUAAAGUUGACCAAUUGCAAGCUAUGAAAUGGAUAAAGGUUUUAUGGAAAGAAGUAUCUGCCAAAACAAUCAAGAAUUGUUGGUUCCAUACGAAAAUUAUAUCUCCUCGUAAUGAAGAUAGAACCCUAAUUGUCAUGCACCCUCCUGUUGUCUCGCCCUCUCCUAUUGCCUUGUCCUCUUUUGUUGCCUUGCCCUCUUCUGUUGCCUCACCUUCUCCUGUUGCUUCACCUUCUCCUGUUACCUCGUCCUCUCCUGUCGCUUCGUCCUCUCUUGUUGCCUCGCCUUCUCCUGUCACCUCACCCUCUCCUGUUGUCUUGCUUCCUCUUGAUGAAGAUAUAGAAGAAACAUUUGCUGAUCCAGAUUAUGAAUUGGCCAUCAAGGAGCUUCAGCAAACUCUAGAUACAUUGUAUAUUC